AUGCUGAAAUCAAUGCCGAAGGUCUUGAUGAUGAUGGACAGAUGUCAGCAUCAGAUUAUGAAAAGUUCUGUCAAAAAUAUAGCAGUAUGAAAACUUCAAAAAAAUGGCUGUUGAGUACUGGAACUGCUGUAGAAGACAAACUUUAUGACUUUAGACUAAAAUGCAUCCGGAAGCACUUUAUUGAUAAGGCAUUUGAAAAUUUGGGAGAUGUAGAGGCUGUGAGAGACGAAUCUUUUAGUCUCGCAUCAUCUGAAAGGAAGAAUAAAAAGCGAACUGUUUCCGCUCUAAUAAAGGUUAAAAGAAAGAUAUUAAGUCGAAAAGGAGAUCUGAUCAUUUGUAAAAACUCUUUGAAAUAUGGAUGUUCUGAA
This is a messenger RNA of Funneliformis caledonium, 368 nucleotides long. The record is from the annotation of a GenBank genome assembly. Lineage: Eukaryota; Fungi; Glomeromycota; Glomeromycetes; Glomerales; Glomeraceae.